AUGGGACAGACUGUGACGACACCUCUUAGCUUGACUCUUGACCAUUGGACUGAAGUUAAAGCUAGGGGACACAAUCUAUCUGUAGAAAUUAAAAAGAGACUCUGGCGAACCCUCUGCACUUCCGAGUGGCCCGCUUUUGAUGUCGGAUGGCCACCGGAGGGUGUGUUUGACUUAGAAAUUAUUUUGGCUGUGAAAGAUGUUGUUUUUCAGAUUGGACCAGGUUCUCAUCCUAAUCACCAGCCAUACAUUACUAUAUGGCAAGAUCUGGUCGAUAAUCCUCCCCCUUGGGUCAAGCCCUGGGUGAGGAGACCUCGAAGGCCAGGCUCCAGAGUCCUGGCCCUCAAAGAAGAAGACGAGAAGAAGAAGCCUUUGGCCCAGCAGGCUGAGACCAAGGAAAAAAGUGAACCUCUUCCCUCUGUCCCCCGUAUCUACCCUGAAAUCCCUGAACCCCCAGCCUGGCCAGAACCUUUUCCCUUUCCUCCAUAUCCCCAACCCCUGGCUGUUCCUGCAGGUGAGGUGGGACCCUCUGCACCCCUAGACGGAGCCGUGGGAGGGGGCCCAGCUACUGGAACCAGAAGCCGGAGAGGAGUCUCACCAGAAGGGCCUGAUUCAACUGUGGCGCUUUCACUCAGAGCUUUUGGUCCCCCUGUCCCAGCUCCUACCCUACAGCCCCUGCAGUAUUGGCCAUUUUCCUCAUCUGAUCUCUAUAACUGGAAGACUAACCAUCCCUCUUUUUCAGAUAACCCAGCCAGUCUAACCGGGUUGGUCGAGUCUCUUAUGUUUUCUCAUCAGCCCACCUGGGAUGACUGCCAACAGCUGCUCCACACCCUCUUUACUACAGAAGAGAGGGAAAGAAUUCUUCUAGAGGCUAGAAAAAAUGUUCCUGGAGAUGAUGGGACUCCCACACAGCUCCCCAACCAGAUAGAUGCGGGCUUCCCGCUCACUCGACCUGAUUGGGAUUACAACACUGCUGCAGGUAGGGAGAGGUUGACUGUCUACUGCCGUGCUCUUGUAACAGGUCUCAAGGGGGCUUCCAGAAAGCCCACCAAUUUGGCCAAGGUAAGAGAAAUAAUGCAAAGACCCACUGAACCCCCCUCAGUUUUCCUGGAGCGCCUCAUGGAGGCAUUCAGGAGAUAUACCCCGUUUGACCCGACCUCGGAUGGACAGAAAGCAGCAAUAGCUAUGGCCUUCAUAGGCCAGUCAGCACCUGACAUUAAGAAGAAGUUGCAGAGACUUGAGGGGUUGCAGGAUUUUACCCUGCAGGAUCUGGUAAAAGAGGCAGAGAAAAUAUAUCAUAAAAGAGAGACUGAGGAAGAAAAGGAGCAGAGAAAAGAGAGAGAGAGAGACGAGAGAGAAGAAAGGAGAGACAGAAAGCAAGAAAGGAAUUUGACUAAGAUCUUGGCCACAGUAGUAGGGGACAGGAGUAGAGACAGGCCUAGGCAGUCAGGAAACCUGGGCAACAGAGGGUCAGCUAGACCUGCCGGCCGAGGACCAAUAGAGAAAGAUCAAUGCGCCUACUGCAAGGAAAAAGGCCAUUGGGUCAGAGAAUGUCCUAAGAAGAAAACCAGGACCCACAAAGUUUUGGCCUUUGCAGAAGAAGAUAAUUAGGGGUACCAGGGCUCAGAUCCCCUCCCUGAGCCUAGGGUUACGCUGAGAGUGGAGGGGCAGCCAGUGGAUUUUCUGGUCGACACAGGAGCCCAACAUUCAGUGCUCUUACAACCACUGGGAAAAAUUAAAAACAGGAAAUCAUGGGUAUUAGGAGCAACUGGGCAAAGACAAUAUCCAUGGACUACUCAAAGAUCUGUGGAUCUGGGCAUGGGCCUAGUAUCCCACUCGUUUCUAGUGAUUCCAGACUGUCCAAUGCCCCUCUUGGGGAGAGACCUGUUGACCAAGAUGGGGGCCCAAAUCACCUUUACCCCCACAGGACCAAAAGUAACUGCAAAAAAGAGAGAUCCUAUGGUAAUACUUACAGUGAACCUAGAUAAUGAAUAUCGGUUGUUUGCACAGACAGGAAUUAGACACGAAGACAUGCAGGAAUGGCAGACUAGGUUUCCCCAAGCCUGGGCUGAGACAGGUGGAGUGGGGCUUGCUCAACAGAUGCCCCCCAUAGUGGUGGAAUUAAAAGCUGGUGCAGGACCCAUUGCAGUGAAGCAAUAUCCCAUGAGUAAGGAAGCCAGAGAUGGAAUUCGACCACAUAUUCAAAGACUCCUUAAGCAAGGAAUACUAGUUCCUUGUCGGUCCUCAUGGGAUACCCCGCUGCUACCAGUCAAAAAGCCAGGUGGAGAUUAUCGACCGGUCCAGGAUUUAAGGGAGGUCAACAAGCGAAUACAGGAUAUACACCCCACCGUACCUAACCCAUACAAUUUGCUGAGCUCCCUCCCCCCAGAAAGGAUGUGGUACACUGUGUUGGACUUAAAGGAUGCCUUUUUCUGUCUGAGACUACACCCUUCCAGCCAACCUAUCUUUGCCUUUGAGUGGAGAGACCCCGAGACUGGAAAGAGUGGCCAGUUAACUUGGACACGGCUGCCCCAAGGUUUCAAGAAUUCACCUACCCUGUUUGAUGAAGCCCUCCAUAGAGACCUGGCCCCCUUCCGAGCAGCCAAUCCACAGGUAACUCUUCUUCAGUACAUUGAUGAUCUUUUGAUGGCCGGAGCUACCAAAGAGGUAUGUCUGGAGGGGACCCAGAGGCUGUUAACAGAACUGGCCCGAUUAGGGUACCGGGCCUCUGCAAAAAAGGCUCAGCUCUGCAAACAGGAGGUGACAUACCUCGGGUACAGCCUCAAGGAGGGUCAACGCUGGCUGACGGAGGCCAGAAAGAAAACUGUGACUCAGAUACCCGUUCCCACCAGCCCGAGACAGGUUCGGGAGUUUUUGGGAACAGCUGGAUUCUGUCGGCUGUGGAUCCCUGGUUUUGCCACCAUAGCCGCCCCCCUCUAUCCUCUGACCAGAGAACAGGCCAAUUUCCAGUGGAAAAUAGAACACCAAGAAGCUUUUGAUGCCAUAAAAAAGGCUCUCUUGUCAGCCCCGGCCUUAGCUCUCCCUGAUGUGACUAAGCCUUUCACCCUCUACAUUGAUGAAAGAGCGGGAGUAGCCCGGGGGGUCCUUACCCAAACCUUGGGCCCCUGGAGAAGGCCGGUGGCAUACCUUUCAAAAAAACUGGAUCCAGUUGCCAGUGGGUGGCCAGCCUGUCUACGUAUCAUAGCAGCUGUGGCUUUAUUGAUAAAAGAUGCUGACAAACUGACUUUGGGCCAAAAAGUGACUGUGAUAGCUCCCCAUGCCCUUGAAAGCAUCGUCAGACAGCCUCCCGAGCGCUGGAUGACAAACGCCCGGAUGACCCACUACCAGAGCUUGCUUCUUAAUGGUCGAGUAGUGUUCGCACCCCCUGCCAUCCUCAACCCUGCCACGCUGCUCCCUAAAACAUCUGAUUCCUUGGUCGUACACAACUGCGCUGACAUCUUAGCAGAAGAGACUGGCGUGAGGAAGGAUCUCACUGACCAACCGCUGCAAAACGCCAGGACAUGGUUCACGGAUGGGAGCAGCUUCGUGGUAGAGGGUAAGAGAAUGGCUGGAGCAGCUGUAGUAGAUGGGAAAUGUGGAGAAAUUGUAUGGGCAAGUAGCUUGCCAGAGGGAACUUCGGCUCAGAAGGCUGAGUUAAUAGCCUUAACCCAGGCCUUAAGAUUGGCAGAAGGGAAAUCAGUAAAUAUAUAUACUGACAGCAGGUAUGCCUUUGCCACAGCCCAUGUGCAUGGAGCAAUCUAUAGACAACGAGGACUGCUAACCUCGGCAGGAAAAGAUAUUAGGAACAAAGAGGAGAUCCUCAGCCUACUAGAGGCUUUACAUCUGCCCAAGAGAUUAGCAAUAAUACACUGCCCAGGGCACCAGAAGGCCACUGAUCCCAUAGCAAAGGGGAACCAACUGGCUGACAGUGCCGCCAAAAGGGCUACACAGGGACCUAUGAUUCUGGCCCUGACUGAUUGUUAUAAGAGGAACCCCCAAACCACUAACUUUACCUACUCUCAAGAAGACCUGAAAGAGAUGGACAGAUUGGGGUACACCUCAGAGUCACCCUAUGGGGUGAGAGAGACAAAAGAUGGGAAAAACAUCCUGCCUAAAAAGGAAGCCCUAAAAUAUGUGCAACAGCUCCACAAACUUACUCAUCUCGGGGUAAAACAUCUCAGGAGGCUGAUAGAGUCGUCUCCCUAUCAUGUUCUGAAUUUAACAGAAGUAUUGAACUCAGUAGUGAAACAGUGUAUACCUUGCCAACUGACUAAUGCAGGAUCUUCAAGGUUGCCAUCAGGCAAAAGGCUCCGAGGAGAUAGGCCUGGGGCCUACUGGGAAGUGGACUUUACAGAAAUCAAACCAGCUAAAUAUGGAAAUAAGUACCUCCUAGUUUUUGUAGAUACCUUCUCAGGAUGGGUGGAGGCUUUUCCUGUCAGGACUGAGACUGCCCAGGUGGUGGCUAAGAAGAUCUUGGAAGAAAUCUUUCCCAGGUUCGGGAUCCCCAAGGUAAUAGGCUCUGACAAUGGCCCUGCCUUCGUUGCCCAGGUAAGUCAGGGACUGGCCAAGACAAUGGGGUUUGAUUGGAAAUUACAUUGUGCUUACAGACCCCAAAGCUCAGGACAGGUAGAGAGGAUGAAUAGAACACUAAAAGAGACCUUAACUAAAUUGGCUUUGGAGACCGGCGGAAAAGACUGGAUAUCUCUCCUACCUUUUGCUUUGUUCCGAGUACGGAACACUCCUGGGAGGUUUGGGCUUACUCCAUUUGAACUUCUCUGUGGCAGCCCACCUCCUCUCACUGAGGCGGGGGGAAUACAUGACCCUGAUGCUCCCUUUUCUCAACCCCUCUAUGCUAGACUCAAAGCUCUUGAGUUGGUCCGUCAGCAGGCGUGGAAGCAGCUCCAGGAGGCAUACACCACCUCGGAUACUUUGGUGCCUCAUCAGUUCCAAGUUGGAGACGCUGUUUAUGUCCGACGCCACCGGACUGGGAAUCUAGAGCCUCGCUGGAAAGGACCUUAUCUGGUACUGCUGACCACACCUACGGCUGUCAAAGUAGAAGGAAUCCCCGCCUGGAUCCAUGCGUCCCAUGUCAAGAAAGCCCAGGCUCCAGACCCUCAGGAAUGGAGGGUGGAAAGGACUGCUAAUCCUUUUAAACUUAGGGUGGUGCGUACAAUGGGCAGAGGGGAUCCCUUAUAA
Molecule: messenger RNA, 5193 nt
Organism: Arvicanthis niloticus (Nile rat)
Lineage: Eukaryota; Metazoa; Chordata; Mammalia; Rodentia; Muridae
Source: RefSeq, a predicted model, not a curated record